GUUUCUUUUUUUCAGACAUGUGUAGAAAGAGCGUGUGUGAGGGGUGUAAUGAGCUUAUCCGGGACAAGUACCUGCUCCGCGUGCAGGACGGACUGUGGCACGAGCGCUGCCUGCGCUGCGCAUCAUGUCGCGAGCCACUGAAAAACACCUGCUUCCUCCGUAACAAGACACUCUACUGCAAGCGAGACUACCAGAAGUUGUUUUUGGUAUGGUGCAAGGGCUGUGCGGAGGUCAUCUCUCCGGCCGAGCUGGUGAUGCAUGCAGGCACUGCAAUCUUCCACCUGCGCUGUUUCUGCUGCUGUGUGUGCGCCUGCAGGCUGCAGAAGGGAGACCGCUGUGUGCUCACAGAGGACAGGUUGCUCUGUGCAAGAGACUUUCAUAGCCAACUGGUCAGCCCGGCCACCUCCGACUCAGGUAAAAGUGAAGAUGAUGAUGAGGAGGAAUAUAACAAAGGGAACAUUAAGACAGCAGGGGACAAUAACACAACUGUAGACAUGGACCACAAGAGACCCAAAAGGCCUCGUACCAUCCUUACAACACAGCAGAGACGAGCUUUCAAAGCUUCUUUUGAGGUCUCAUCCAAACCAUGUCGAAAGGUGAGGGAGACUCUGGCAGCAGAGACAGGACUCAGCGUACGAGUCGUUCAGGUCUGGUUCCAGAACCAAAGAGCCAAGAUGAAAAAACUGGCAAGAAGACAGCAGCAAAAGCAAAGUGUGUCUCCUCAGGAGAAAAGGGACAGCCAAGCACAACACACUGUGCCCUCUUGUGGAGGUCUUCCUGCAGAGCUAGAGAGAUUAGGUUCAUAUGUCUCACUGCCCCAACAAAAUAUCAGUCUAGAGUCAAGGAGCUUCAAGCUGGACCCCUUCAGACAGGGCCUUACCCCUCCACAGAUGCCUGGAGAUCACAUGCAUCCCUAUGGCUGUGACACUUUCUAUGAUGAUACGGACAGUGACCCUAUGUGUCACUUCGCAGACUGUUUGUCGUCCAGUGAACCCUCGCUCUUGACACCCAUUGACUGUUUGUAUUCAAUGCAAGACUCAGUACUUUGCAUCUUGAGCAUUCUUCAGAUGCCUCUGGAGAAAUAUAUGAGAUGUGUAUGCAUGUGUGGAUGUGUGUGUACUGCUUGUGUGAGUGUUCUGCUUUUGCAUGUUUCAGGACUCAGAUAUAGAAAUGGUGGUGACUGCCGACAAUGGAAAUGUACUUUGAUGAAAAUGUUCUCGGUGUAA
This is a messenger RNA of Xyrauchen texanus (razorback sucker), 1226 nucleotides long. RefSeq names its product LIM homeobox transcription factor 1-alpha-like. Gene Ontology annotation, biological process: regulation of transcription by RNA polymerase II; neuron differentiation. The coding region runs from base 18 to 1226 and encodes 402 amino acids. NCBI's taxonomy places the organism in Eukaryota, Metazoa, Chordata, Actinopteri, Cypriniformes, Catostomidae. Gene Ontology annotation, molecular function: RNA polymerase II transcription regulatory region sequence-specific DNA binding; DNA-binding transcription factor activity, RNA polymerase II-specific. The transcript has 7 exons. Gene Ontology annotation, cellular component: nucleus. The record is from RefSeq and is a predicted model, not a curated record.